AUGGUAAAACGCGUUUUGGUCGGGUAUGGCAUCGACGUGGAUGCCGUCAGUGGUUGGAUCAACACCGAAGACGGCCAUUCACCAGAUCCAACCGAUGUCUCGCGCGGUAUAUUCGGGGCAACGGUUGGCAUUGACCGACUUCUCAACCUAUGGGAAAAAUACAACAUCAAAACCUCCUGGUUUGUCCCGGCUCAUUCCAUCGAGUCCUUUCCAACCCAGAUCAAAAAGAUCAAAGAUUCUGGUCACGAGAUUGGCUUGCACGGCUAUUCGCAUGAGCAUGUUGAUGCCCUUACGGAGCAACAAGAGCGUGAUGUUUUGGCUCGAUCCAUUGAAGUGGUUACCGCAUGCACGGGCGAACACCCAACGGGAUGGACGGCCCCAUCUUGGAGGACCUCUAGUCGGAGUAUCAAGCUAUUGGAAGAAUUUGGAAUCCAAUAUGACCAUUCCUUCAUGCACCAUGACUCCCAGCUCUAUUAUGUGCCGUAUGCUCCCGAGAAACUCACAGUGACCGAUAUCUCAAAACCCGCCAGCCAGUGGAUGAAGCCAAUGGGUAAACUUGUGCCCAGCAGUAUUGUCGAGGUGCCUGCCAAUUGGCACUUGGAUGAUUGGCCUCCAUUCCAGCUCGUUGAUGGUCCAUCCCAUGGGUAUGUGGACCCUGACACAAUUGAGAGGCUAUGGAAAGCGCAAUUUGACUUUUUCUAUCGUGAGUAUGACACCUUUGUCUUCCCCAUUUCGAUUCAUCCACAGGUUAGCGGAAAACCACAAGUGAUUAUGUUGCAUGAGCGUCUGAUUGAGUAUAUCAACUCCCACCAAGGAGUAGAAUGGUGCACAUUUGCUCAGAUGGUGGAAGAGUUCAAGUCUGGGAGAAUUGGAGGUGCGCAGGUGGAAGCGGGUGUUGACUUGUGA
Penicillium verhagenii is the source of this 906-nucleotide messenger RNA. Its product is annotated as polysaccharide deacetylase family protein. Bases 1 to 906 code for a protein of 301 amino acids. Gene Ontology annotation, biological process: carbohydrate metabolic process. The record is from RefSeq and is a predicted model, not a curated record. Lineage: Eukaryota; Fungi; Ascomycota; Eurotiomycetes; Eurotiales; Aspergillaceae. Gene Ontology annotation, molecular function: hydrolase activity, acting on carbon-nitrogen (but not peptide) bonds. The transcript is spliced from 4 exons.